AUGUCUUCACUGUUCCUGGGUCAUACGAUAGACGCGUCGAUUAUCACCAAACAAGAAUGGACGAUGGUAAACUUCGAUGACGAGAAAUUAAAACAAGCAAUGGUGCUACUCGCUCCCAUUUACGUGCGUUUCGGAGGGAUCCUCAGCGACCAUACCAUUUUCGCCGAGAAGCGUCCGCGCGACGGGGGAUCCCAACAUCGUCGGAAGGAGAAAAAACACAAGAAAGGGAUUGUUCCUCCAGACGCCUACACGAUUUACGGGGACGAUAUCGAUCGCUUGCUCAAGUUCACCGAUGAUUCAGGGUCGCGGCUCCUCUUCUGCCUGAAUUCACACCUUCAUUCGGAUGGCAAGUGGAACUCUUCGAAUGCGUUCCAGCUCGUCGACUACAUCAUCUCCAAAAACUUCACCAGCAUCGACUUCUCCGUCGGAAACGAGCCGCGGCGUAACUACAACAUUUCAGGUAUCGACAUUGGUAAAGCUGUCAAGGCCCUGCGGCGAAAGUUGAACAAAUCGCCGCUCCAUGGCUCGAAGAUUAUAGCACCGGAUGUGAGCCGUUUGCAGAAAUUCGGGAGGGAAUUCUUGAACAAAACGAUCAGCUUCGCGGGAAAGCACCUCUUUGCAGCCAGUUUCCACCAGUAUUAUGUCAACGGAAGCAACACAACGUGGAGGGGACUGAUCCACCCGACGACUCUCGAUUUUCUCGACAGAAAAAUUUCGACCGCCCAACGGGUCGUGAAAUCAUCACGCAAACCGGAAACUCCUCUGUGGAUCACCGAGUCCGGUUCGGCUUUCGGAGGUGGUGCUCUGGGGCUUUCUCGAAGUUUCGUGGCGGCUUUGGGAUACGCUGACAAACUCGGUCUGGCGGCAACUAGGGGAAUCUCUCACGUGAUGAGACAAUCUUUGUUCGGGGGACGUUACAGGUUGUUCAAUAUGAGUGAACGGUAUGAACCCAGCCCCGAAUACUGGGUAGCCUACCUUUUUCGGCUCUUGAACGGUGAAGUGGUGAGAGCGAUACGCCCGAAUCCAUCGUUCGCUCAUCUGCGUUGCUACUGCUUCGGAGAUCCGGACCGCCGAACAAUUACUGCGAUGUUCAUCAACGUGCACACCACGGAAAAGUACAUCUUACGGACGAGCACUCAUCAACUUCUGAAGACGCAGAGAUGGGACUAUCUCGUGACAAGCCAGGGCGACCCUAGCGCUUCGAUCGAGAUUCUCGUCAAUAAACGUCUGCUGAAGCUCCCUGACGAUCCGGCCGAAAGAUUCAUACCGCCCAAAGGAGAAUUGCGGUCCGGAAAGGACGUGCUGGUGCUCCCUGCCUUGAGCAUGGCCUUCUCCGUGUAUAUCAUGCAGAAUACCACUGCUUGA
This is a messenger RNA of Galendromus occidentalis (western predatory mite), 1365 nucleotides long. RefSeq names its product heparanase-like. The record is from RefSeq and is a predicted model, not a curated record. The transcript is spliced from 6 exons. Gene Ontology annotation, molecular function: hydrolase activity, acting on glycosyl bonds. The coding region runs from base 1 to 1365 and encodes 454 amino acids. NCBI's taxonomy places the organism in Eukaryota, Metazoa, Arthropoda, Arachnida, Mesostigmata, Phytoseiidae. Gene Ontology annotation, cellular component: extracellular matrix; membrane.